AUGAAAGUUUUGGUUGUGCCCUUGUUCGCUCUUUUGUAUUCUUUAGUUAAUGCUAUUGAAUUGCCAUUAACACCGAAAACUUGUCCAGAUGUUUGCGUCACUAAAUUUGAUGGGGCUGAAGAAGAUGCGUGUUCCAGGGGCUGUGUCCUCUCAAACUUGAAUUCAUUAUCAGCGGCAUUUACUUGUGAAGAAUCUUGUGAUGAUGCAUACAAGCCGGAUACAAAGUUAGUUGCUGCUUGCAAAGUAGGCUGUGGUGCGACACCGAGUCACACAUCUAUUCGACUUGGGUUUCUGCCUGUUCAAAACUUCUUUAGCAGUUUCUUCGACAGUAUUCGUCAUUUAUUGGGAGGCGUAAAUAACGGUUCGGGAGCCAAUGCGGAUACCAAAAGUAAUAAGGUAGACGGCGACAUGGAUUCAGAUUCUGGUAAUCAUGUGGUCAUAUCACGCGUUCGCAUUUUCCAUAACUUUGCCCCAUAUGACGCACAUGAAAGUCCACUGGAUUCACCAUUCGAUAUAAAACCACUUUUUAGUUUACGAGGAAUUAUUCCACAAGAUGAUGAUGCUUAUGUCAAAGCUGUAAAAAAUAGUGAUCAGAAUAUUAUUCGUAUACAUGCCGUCAGUGGUGAUGGUGAAUCAACCUUUCAUGAACACCAACCUACAUUUGUUAGAAAAGCUACUUACUUCUUCCGUCAUAUUAUGUUUCGACCACUUUUAUUACCAUUGCUUAUCGCAUUGCUGAUUGUGAUAUUAUUAUUAAUGGUGAAGUUAACUAUUCACGCUUGUCGCGUUCGUGAACAUCGGCAUAUAGAGUAUGCUCGUUUGCCAACGUAUAUUGAAGCAAUGAAUGUGAAGGUCCCAUUGUACGAAGAUGUGAUAAAAUUAAUGGCUAAAAGUAUUUACGAGUAUGUUCGAAAUUUCGAAACUGUAGACCCCUGUCUUCCUUCCACAUGGAUUGUUGUUCGUUUAGAUGGACAAAGUUUUCAUAAAUUUACAACAAAGCAUAAUUUUGACAAACCGAACGAUACACGUGGUUUAUUGUUGUCAGUACGUGGAGCAGAACGUGUUAUGCAGCAACAGAAAGAAAUUGUUCUGGCUUAUGGUCAAUCAGAUGAGUUUAGUUUCGUAUUUAAAAAAUGUACGGAAGUGUUUAAUCGGCGAGCAAGCAAAAUAUCCAGUACAGUUGUUUCGUUAUUCACAUCUUCAUAUGUUUUCGAAUGGCCAAAGUAUUUUCCUGAUACUCCGUUACUUUAUCCACCAGCGUUUGAUUCCCGAGUGAUACUUUAUCCAACGAAUAAAACUCUCAGGGAUUAUUUAAGUUGGCGUCAGGUUGAUUGUCACGUGAAUAAUCUGUAUAACACUUGUUUUUGGAAACUUGUUCAAAAUGCUGGUCUAAGUGGAACAGAGGCUGAAGAACGCCUAAGAUUUCAUCAUGACAAUCAGUGCACUUCAUUACUGAAAAUCAUCAUGUUAGUUUUGUGAUGAGUCACUUCAGGCAACUUGUUUUCUAUCCGAUAGAGCUAGUGAAUGAAUGUUUUUUGGUAAAAUGGAAGAUCGAAGUAUACUUGACUCAUGCUAAACGAUGUUCUAUCUUGAUAAUCUAUCGCUGUCUUUUUAUAAAAUUGAUGUAAAUCAUUCAUUGGAUGGCUUUAAUUCAUGAAAUGAUUGAAUAUCAUUACAAUCCAUAUGAAAACGGGUAAAAUCUCUAGUUUUUUUUAUUCAGUGUAAUAGUACUCUCAAUGCGUAUAAACUAGAAAUUCCAACAAUCUCCACAACCUUAUAUUAGUAAUUAUUAGUGUUGCUAUUAUUAUCAUGUUUUCUGACUUUCAGCCGAAAGUUUAUCGCUGGAUGUAUUUUCCUAACUGAUUUACUAUGUACCUAUUUGUAUAUUUGGCUUUGAACCACAUUCUUAGUAUGAUGAGGCCUAGUGAUAUUACCCGGCUGUCAAAAUUGAAGUAGAUGAGAGAGGCGAUACUUGAACUUGUAACCUGAUAUCUGAAAUUUAGAAAUUUUCACCUCAUAACCAAGGCAACAGGAAUCUAUAAUCAGAAUAGGGGUUUGUGGAGAUUUUAUUAAUGUUAAUAGUUGGAUUCAUGAGUCGAUUAAAUCUAGACUACGAUUGAAAGCACGGUAGCACUGGACGGCCAUUUCAUCCAAGUACGGAACUCCUCAGCAGCGCGCAUCCACGAUCCUGCACACGGGACUCAAACUCAAGACCUUCAGUUUACAAUCUCCACAAGCCCCCAUUCUGAUAAUAAUCAUCAUGUGCUCACUAGCGACUGGCUCCAAGAUGGAUUUCCUGGAGUCCUAAUGAGAAGCCUGGACCAUUGGAGUCCAACCGUGUCUGUUGUGAGGCAUUUACUCGCUAAAGACAAUGGUGUAUGGUUGUGCAAUAUCGUGGAUUGAUUGAAGUUAAACAUUAACACCAUUGAAUGCCGGCCAACUCAGUGGUCUAGAAGUUAAGCGUUGUCAUUCGAAACCAAAGAUCAUAGACGCGCAUUUUUGAGGAGUUCCAUACUAGGACGAUACGGCCAUCCGAUGCUUUCAGGUUUUCCAUGGUGGUCUAGCU
This is a messenger RNA of Schistosoma rodhaini, 2566 nucleotides long. Lineage: Eukaryota; Metazoa; Platyhelminthes; Trematoda; Strigeidida; Schistosomatidae. The record is from the annotation of a GenBank genome assembly.